UGCAGGCGGCACAUGGGCCACUCUAGUCGCACGCACUACCGCUCCAAAGCGCAAACCUUUUUUCCCCUCGCCGAUGUGAUUCCUCGCCGGUCGCCGCCUCCCCAUCCCCAUCGCCGAUCCCGUCGCCCCGCCCCGCCCGGAAAUGUCUCGCUACCACCACCACCACGACCCGCCCCCGCCGCCCUGCUGCUCCUGCGCUUGCGUCUGCGCCUGCUCCGCGCCGGCGCCGUGCGGCGGCGGCGGCGGUGGCUACUACCCAGUGCCGGCCCAGCCGGCCCCCGCCUCCGACCAGCUCCUCCACGCCAUCGCCGCCCACCUGCUCCUCAACUCCGCGCCGCCGCCGCCGCCUCCUCCUCCGCAGUCCCAGGCUCAACCCCAGCCCCAGCAGCCGCCGCCUCACGCCGCGCACCAGGCGAAUCUUCACUCCUCCUACGCGUACCAGUACAACCACCAGCAGCAGCAGGGACCCCAACCCCACUCCCACCCCCAGCCGCCCGCGCCGCCGCCGCAGCAGCAGCAGGGACCGUACCCCCAGCCACCCGCGCCGCCGCAGCAGCAUCAGCCGUACCCGUCCGACCACGGCCAGCUCCUGCUCCACUCGCUCCUGCGCCGCGUGGCGGCGCUCGAGACCACCCUCCCUCACUCCUACUUCCCCGCCCCUCCCCCGAUUCCCCAACCCCACCCGAACCCCCACCGCCGGCACCACCGCGCCGCCGCGCACCAGGAGGAGGAAUCUGACGACCCGCCCUCGCCCCCGCCGCGUCGCGCGCGCGAGCGCGGGGGCCGCCGCCCGCCGCCGCCGUCCGAGAGGGAGCUGGCGGCGCGCACGAUCCAGGAGCACUUCCGCCGCUUCCUCGCGCGCCGCUCCCGCACGCUCCGCCAGCUCAAGGACCUCGCCAUCCUCCGCUCCAAGGCCGCCUCGCUCCGGAGCUCCCUCUCCGGCUCUGGCCCACGCCGGUGCAAGGACCCGGUAGCAGUCUCCGAGGCCGCCAUGGGCCUCCUCCUCCACCUCGACGGGAUCCAGGGAGGGGACCCGAUGAUCCGGGAGGGCAAGCGCGCGGUCAGCCGCGAGCUCAGCCGGAUACUGGAAUUCGUGGACAAGGUGCUUGUCAAAGACCACGAGGAGAUGGCAUUGGACAAUGGCGAGUAUCCUGAAGGUUGCCAUGGUGCACCCAUCGUGAAUCGCCCAUCUGCAAACAAGAAGGUAAGCUUCCACUGUAGUGAGGCUGCUCAGAAUGAGGAAGAUGAGAGCUCCGAGAGCUCGAGUUCUGCCGAGGCUGAUGAGAGGAAAGGCACAAAUGGCAAGAACGUUGCCAAUGGCAAGCCUGGCCUUGCGGCGCCAGCGCCCGUGCACAUGGAGUCAAGGAGGACAGCCGGCGAAAUGAGAUAACCUGUCUUGCAUCUUGUAAUGCGGCCUCCUAUUUAGAAUCAUGUGGAUUGUCUUGUUAUUACAUUACCACGGUUUUUAUUGCACUGGUGUUUCUCGAGACAAUAUUGCAACCUUUCUAGUUGGUAGAGUUUGAGCUGCGAGUAUGAUCUUUAGACUGUUGUAUGCCCCAGUUACCCCUUUGGUACAUUUGUUACUGCAUUAGUGCAUUGUACUACUGAUAGUUUUGAACACUAAACAUGCCAUGGUUCUCGUGGGGACUUGGGCAAGCAUGUGUGUAGUUAUGCUCAUUUUGAUCAAUGAAUUGUAAUGCCGCUACACAACUGUACUGAGUUCUGAUGUGUCAUUAAUAGUUGAAGAACAUUGUUUCUUGUAA
Lolium perenne is the source of this 1763-nucleotide messenger RNA. RefSeq lists its product as uncharacterized. NCBI's taxonomy places the organism in Eukaryota, Viridiplantae, Streptophyta, Magnoliopsida, Poales, Poaceae. Gene Ontology annotation, cellular component: plasmodesma. Gene Ontology annotation, biological process: protein folding. The record is from RefSeq and is a predicted model, not a curated record. Gene Ontology annotation, molecular function: protein-folding chaperone binding.